This is a messenger RNA of Triticum turgidum subsp. durum (durum wheat), 1101 nucleotides long. Lineage: Eukaryota; Viridiplantae; Streptophyta; Magnoliopsida; Poales; Poaceae. The record is from the annotation of a GenBank genome assembly.
AUGUCAGACGUCACCGCCGAGUCCACGCCGCGCCAGCGCCUGCCUACGCCGUCGCCAUCACUAUCCCAGCAGCAGUCUCGCGGUCGUCAGCCGCCCCCUCCCGGCUCCGACCCCCUCGCUCUCGGCGUCGUCAUCUUCAUCGCCGUCUGCUUCCUCCUGGUUUCAAUCUCAGCUCCAUCAAGCAUUUUACAUCAAGUUCCUGAAGGACAUGUUGGGGUAUACUGGAGAGGAGGUGCUCUUUUGAAAACCAUUACUACUCCAGGUUAUCACCUGAAGCUGCCUUUCAUCACCCAGUUUGAGCCAAUACAGGUUACACUCCAAACAGACCAGGUCAAAGGUAUUCCUUGUGGAACGAAAGGCGGUGUCAUGAUCAGCUUUGACAAGAUAGAGGUUGUCAAUCGUCUCAAUAAAGACUUUGUUUAUGACACCCUGCUCAAUUAUGGUGUGCAUUAUGAUAAGACAUGGAUAUAUGACAAAAUUCAUCACGAGAUAAACCAGUUCUGCAGUGCUCAUACUUUGCAGCAAGUUUACAUUGACAUGUUCGAUCAGAUUGAUGAGACCAUGAAAGAAGCUAUCCAAAGGGACUGCACGCGCUAUGCUCCUGGAAUUGAGAUUAUCAGUGUUCGUGUUACAAAGCCAAACAUACCUGUUAGUAUUAGGAGAAAUUUUGAACUUAUGGAGGAGGAGCGUACAAAGGCGCUAAUUGCCAUCGAAAGGCAAAAGGUGGCAGAAAAGGAGGCAGAAACUCAGAAGAAGAUCGCAUUAUCUGAAGCAGAAAAGAAUGCACUAGUGAGCAAGAUCCUCAUGCAGCAGAUGCUAACGGAAAAGGACAGUUCCAAAAGGCAGCAGCAGAUUGAUAAUGAAAUGUUUCUUGCCCGAGAGAGAGCCCUUGCAGAUGCAAACUAUUACAGGAUUACGAAGGAAGCAGAGGCUAACAAACUAAAACUUACACCUGAGUAUCUUGAGCUGAGGUUUAUUGAAUCAAUUGCCAAUAACACAAAGAUUUUCUUUGGUGAAAAGAUUCCGAACAUGAUCAUGGAUCAAAGGUUGAUUCGAAAUCACCUUGAUUCUGCUCCGAGCAAGGACCAGUUAGAAAUAUAG